Acaulospora morrowiae is the source of this 2118-nucleotide messenger RNA. The record is from the annotation of a GenBank genome assembly. Lineage: Eukaryota; Fungi; Glomeromycota; Glomeromycetes; Diversisporales; Acaulosporaceae.
AUGACUGAAAUUUAUAGUAUAACCGGUACACAAUUUUCUACUGAACUUGAUCCUCAUCACGAGAGCAGAAAACGAUCAAGGUUUGAUAAAAUCGAGGACGCGAAAUUAAUCCGUGAUGUAAAAUACGAAGACGGAAUGACCAAGGUUCUGAUUAGUUUUUAUCGGCAUGACAAAAGGUGGGAAUGGUUACCACUGAAUGAGGUUGCAAAUGGUGAAUUCUUGUUGUCCAAAUAUCACAAGUUUAAAGUGAAUCAGAAACGCAAAAAUUUUAACCAAGAACGCGAUAAAUAUUCGAAAUUUGAUAUAAAUAAGGAGAAAGAUCUCGAAAAAACAUUGACUAACGAUUUGAAAAAUGAUGUAUGCUUGGACGCAUCAUCCGCGGACCAAGAGUUAAUCACCGAUGGACUCGUCGAUACAUCUCCUGGUCAUAAAAAAAACGAAUAUCAGAGUCAUUUUUCAUAUCUCCAUCAGGGUUGUGGCAUUAACCCUUCAAGAAACAAUAACUCGAAAGGUAAUCGGGAUGUAGCUCUACCUGAGAAACCUUUUAAAGCGUUUGCUAAUAUUGGUCACAAGAGAAAGAAUGGGUCAAUGAAAGUUAGAAAGCCUGUGAAUCGCGACAGAUUUUUGACCAAUUACCCAAUCAGGCAUCCAGAAAGAGUCGGGGAUUUUAUCGAUGGCAUUCCUCUGCCAUUAAAAAUUUUUGAAAAGUCACAAAAUAGAUACGCGACUGGUGACGGUACUCUUUUUGACAAUGAUUCUUCGCGACACCAAACGGAAAACCACGGAAAGUUACCGAUCAUCUACCAAAUAAAUGAGGAUGGCGCCUUUUUCGGUGACAUUUAUCCACAACAUCCAUUAAGAAACGAUGGUAUCUUUUUCGACGACAUUUAUCCACCGCAUAGAUUAGAAAACUUUGAAGGGCCACCGAUUUCCAUGUACCAAAAGAAUGACAAUACUUUCUUUGAGAAUAACGUGAAUCAAUCACGUAAGAACGAGAAUCUUGAAAGAUUAUCGACUUCGUUUGCACCGACAAAACGAGGUGCAAUUUUCCGAAAUUCCGCUGCCACAUAUCAAGUGAAUAGACGUUUCACUUCUGAGGAUGGUAAGAUAACCCUUUAUCACAGGGCGAUCCUUGAAAGUUUGGCACAGCCUAUUCCUAUUAGCCGUCGUGAGCACAAUAAACUUAAUGUCGCGCCCAAAUGGAGUGAGGAGCUGUAUGAAAAAUCUUAUCAAAAGAGUAUGACACCGGAUCUCAUUCCUUUUCUCGGACCUAAUAAUUAUAGUAACGCUUGCGAAAGGAAAAUGUGCGACGGAAAGAAGAAAACAUCCGAUAAACAAAAGAAAUCCGAUCUUCAAUGCAUCCAAACAGUUGAAGACACCCGAGAAAUUGACCAAACAUCAUCGGGUUGGAGUGAUCACGCAAAUUCCAUGGUUUCACAACAAGAUGAUGAAUAUUUUCUUACCACCCGAGAAAUUAUGAACGGAAGGGUGAAAACAAGUCUGAAAUUCGAUUACGAAGAUUAUUCUGCGAAUUCCUCGGAGAGUUACUUUUCCUGGUUAAUCACAAAUAAUCAUGAGAGACAGUCUGUCCCUUACGAGGGUGCUUCAAGAAAGGAUAAGAAAUCGAAAAAACGGGAUCAUUGGAGAAAUGAUAUCAAGUACAAUUUCAAUUAUAAUUUAGAUGGUUCACGCAAAUAUCGAAGGCAUAACUAUGAUCUUCGUGUUCGAGACGGACACUGCGGUAUUCGAAAAUGUUAUAAUAACUUCGGCUUCCACACAAAAGUCAAAGAUUUCGAAAGUGAGUCGUACGAAUGUUCUGAAGAAUGGAGUAAUCCCAAGUUGGAUAACAAUAAAUCCACAUUAAUAUAUGUAAAUCAAAGGAAUUUGUGGUGGCCUUGGGACAACGAAGAAGAGUUCGAACGAGAUUUAGUAAAUAUGAUUAAAAAAGAAAAAAUAAAAGUUUUGAAAAACUUGAACACUUUAAUCAACGAAGAAAUUGAAGAAGAAAGGGUUAAAAAUUUUAUCGAAAAAGUCUACAAAGAGACUGCAUACUACAAUAUUGAACUUGAGUGUGAGGAAACUGGUGAUUGUAAGCAUAGGGAAUUGGAGAAUGAGUAA